UGAGCAUGAGCCUGUUGCCCCACGGUUUGGCUGUGAGCAAAGGACAACUCUCCAGAUGUCCUCAAGUAACGACCAGUUUCAUAUCCCAGUGUCACAAGGCAACAUCAAGGGUCUCUCGGAGAUGACCUCCAGUGACCCGAAGUCAUGCACCAAAGGGACCAUCUUAAGUUUUCAUAACAUCUCCUAUCGAGUAAAAAUGAAGAGUGGUUUUCUACUUGGUAAGAAAACAGUGGAGAAGGAGCUAUUAUCAAAUAUAAGUGGGAUCAUGAGACCUGGCCUCAAUGCCAUUCUGGGACCUUCAGGUGCAGGCAAUUCUUUGUUGUUAGAUGUCUUAGCUGCAAGAAAACAUCCAGGAAAAUUCUCUGGAGACAUUUUGAUAAAUGGAGAACCUCACCCUGACAGUUUCAAAUGUGAUUCAGCUUAUGUGGCACAAGAUGAUGUCAUGAUGGUCACACUGACGGUGAGAGAGAACUUAUACUUCUCAGCAGCUCUUCGGCUUCCAACAACUGUGACGAGUCAUGAGAAAGAUGAAAAGAUUAAUGAGGUCAUUGAAGAACUAGGUCUGGAUAAAGUGGCAGAUUCCAAGGUUGGAUCUGAAGCAAUCCAUGGUGUGACAAGAGCAGAAAGAAGAAAGAUCAGUGUUGCCAUGGAGUUGGUCACUGACCCUUCCAUCUUGUUCCUCGAUGAGCCCACAAAUGCUUUAGACCUGAGCACAGCACAUGCUCUCUUUUUACUCCUGAAAAGGCUGUCUAAGCAGGGACGAACAAUCAUCUUUUCCAUUCAUCAGCCUCAGCAUUCCAUCUUCAAGAUGUUUGACAGCCUCACCUUACUGGCGGCAGGAAAACUAAUAUUCCACGGUCCUGCGCAGAUGGCUGUAGAGCACUUUGCAUCAGCAGGUUACAACUGUGGUCCCUACACCAACCCUGCUGUGUUCUUGCUGGAUGUCAUCAGUGGAGUCUUCACUGCUAUGGAAUCAGACAGAGAGGAGGAAGGCCAUGAAUGUGAGAAGAUGGAAGAGUUUUCCAGGAGAGAUGAGCCAGGCAUAGAAAACUUAGCUGAGAUCUAUGCCAACUCUUCCUUCUACAGAGAUACAAAAGCUGAACUAGAUCAACUCUCAGUCAGUCAGAAGAAGAAGAGUUCAGCCUUCAAGGAGUUCACUUGUGCCACCUCCUUUUGGCACCAGCUCAGAUGGAUUAGCUGGCGCUUAUUUAAAAACUUGUUGGGUGAUCGCAAGGCCUCUAUAACUGAGAUCAUUAUCUCAAUUACAGAGGUAGUGCUUCUAGGUGCCUUUUUCCUUGUGAUAAGAAAUGAUUGUGCUGCAAUCCUGAUUAGAGUCUGGAUGUUCCACAUGGUGAUAGUUUGCUUUAUUUUUAGCUUCUUCACUGCCAUAUCGCUCUUUCUGGAGGAGAAGACUCUCUUUAUACACGAGUAUAAGAGUGGAUACUACAGAGUGUCAUCUUAUUUCCUGGGAAAACUGUUGUGUGAUUUGGUACCCAGGAGGUUGUUGCAAAGUUUCAUUUUUACUUGUGUACUAUACGUCAUGAUAGGCUUGAAACCAGCAGUGGGGGCUUUCUUCAUUAUGAUGCUUACCCUUUGGAUGGUGGCUUGUUCAGCUGAUUCUGUGGCACUGGCCAUGACAGUAGGUCAGAAUGUGCUGCUGCCCAUACUAACAGUUUGCACAGAAAAAUACUUUCAGUUUACCCUGGUAAUUUGGUUUAUGACAUUCCUUUUCCUAAGUACUGGGUCUCAGCUCCCGUGGCUUCAGUACAUCAGUAUUCCACAUUACGGUCUGAUGGCUUUGCAGCACAAUGACCUUUUGGGACAAAACUUCUGUCAAAGACUCAAUAAAACUGGGAGCAGUGUCUGUCCCAACUAUGUCAUAUGUACUGGUGAAGAAUUCCUGACAAGUCUGGGUAUUGAUCUCUCCCCUUGGGGCUUAUGGAAGAAUCACGUGGCUUUGGCUGUUAUAAUCAUUGUCUUCUUCACAAUUGCUUUCUUAAAAUUGUUCUUCUUUAAAAAACAUUUUUAAAUUCCCCUUUAAUGUGCUGUGAAUUACUUUCACAUUAAAAGGAACAUUGUGAUUUA
Chinchilla lanigera (long-tailed chinchilla) is the source of this 2085-nucleotide messenger RNA. Its product is annotated as ATP-binding cassette sub-family G member 2-like. The record is from RefSeq and is a predicted model, not a curated record. Gene Ontology annotation, cellular component: plasma membrane. Gene Ontology annotation, molecular function: ABC-type transporter activity; ATP hydrolysis activity; ATP binding. Lineage: Eukaryota; Metazoa; Chordata; Mammalia; Rodentia; Chinchillidae. Bases 56 to 2029 code for a protein of 657 amino acids. The transcript has 16 exons.